Messenger RNA from Saccharomyces paradoxus, 4257 nucleotides. RefSeq names its product Ecm5p (gene ECM5). Gene Ontology annotation, biological process: chromatin remodeling. Gene Ontology annotation, molecular function: DNA binding; histone H3K4me/H3K4me2/H3K4me3 demethylase activity. The coding region runs from base 1 to 4257 and encodes 1418 amino acids. NCBI's taxonomy places the organism in Eukaryota, Fungi, Ascomycota, Saccharomycetes, Saccharomycetales, Saccharomycetaceae. The transcript has a single exon. Gene Ontology annotation, cellular component: nucleus. The record is from RefSeq and is a predicted model, not a curated record.
AUGAAUGGGCAUGAUUCUGUUACAAAAAUAUCUCAUAUUCUGAAUGGACCAGUUACAGAAAAGGGAAUGCUGCAAAAGCAACCUAAUGAAGGUUUUAAAGUCACAGAUAUUGAAUCAGAGAUGCAGGGUCAAUCUUCAAUCAAACAAGGGAAAUCACCGGGACGCGCUGCAACUUCUACUGCCAAUCAUAAUUUUAAUCCAUUUUUCUAUACGCAAUUCAAAUCUCGUGCUGGAGCACCAUUUGCACCUGAAACAAUAAAGGGCGUAGAUUUGAUAGGGCCGCCAGAAGAUAUACCUGCAAGAGUGUUUCAUGAAAAGACGGGUUUGUUCUACCAAAUAUCUCCACACUCUAUACCAACAUUUACCGUAGCGAAAAAGGAUCUCCCGGACCCCAUAAAAUUUUAUGAAUUAGUACAAGAUUUAGGGACGAUUUAUGGAUGUGUCAAGCUAAAAGUUCAACUUGAUGAUGACAAGUUUGCUCAACUAAAUGUCGAUAUGGAUCGCUUCUGGUUUAAAGCAAGGAAACAAUCCUUCCAUUCGAAUGAAUUUCAAAGGGCCCAGAUAGUUGAUUUCCAUGCCAAGCUUUAUAAUUUUCACAAUAAAACUAAAAGAAAAAGUCCUCUCACAAGGAUCCCUAGUAUUGAUAAACGCAUUUUAAAUUUAUAUAGGCUAAGAAGUUGUGUAAAACUGAGGGGAGGGUUCAAUGCAGUUUGCGAAAAAAAAUUAUGGGCACAAAUUGGAAGAGAAUUAGGUUACUCAGGCAGAAUUAUGAGUUCGUUAUCAACCUCUUUGAGAUCCGCCUACGCUAAAAUUUUAUUGGAUUUUGAUAAAUAUGAAGAAGAACAGCAAGCCGUCCGUAAUAACGAAAGAAAAAAAGACUUAGUGGAACCUGCAAUACUUCAUCGUUCAAAUCAAAGGAAAAGGGAUGGAGAGAAAAUCAUACAGAAGGAGGAGCCAUUUUAUAAAAAGACUAAAAUACACCGUGAUGUUUUCAGGGCCGGAUCAAUUAACCAUGAGUUCAAAAGAAUGAGGGACAUAAAGCACAUAAAAGGGUUUCCGAUUUAUUUUGACUCGGUAACUGAGUAUAAACCAGGCUAUACACAAUCAACGGAGGCCACAUUACCGGGAUAUGAUUUCACCUUUUGGGAAAAUGGAAUGGAGAUAUAUGAUAAAAGCAAAUAUGAAACCAAAGCCUCUCCAGUGUACAAUUUGAGACAAUAUUAUGAAAAAAGCCAGGCGGUUUUCACCGCUAUUGCGGCGAAAUAUGGGAAAACCUAUCCAGGUUUGUCUGCAAACGGCACAGCAUUACCUCAAAAGGAAUUCGAGAAGUUGUAUUUUCAUUUACUAUCGGAGCAUUUUAUGGAUUUCGAAAUUGACACCGGUCUCGGUCUGCCUUGUUCCAUAAGAUCACCAGUAAACAAUUCGUUCAAUGAAAAGUUGACCAUUAAGAAUAUUCUGGAUCAAUGGAAUUUAGACAACAUUCCUCUCAAUGAACUAUCACUUUUAAAACACCUUGAUUUAGAUAUGGCCAAUUUCACGAGAACAACGUGUGAUGUCGGGAUGUUGUUUUCUUGUCAAGGUUGGUCUGUUUCGGAUCAUUUUUUACCUUCUAUUGAUUUCAAUCAUUUAGGUUCUACAAAAUUGAUAUACAGUAUUGCGCCAAAAGAUAUGGAGAAAUUUGAAGGUUUAAUCGCUCGAGGAAAAAAAGAAUGGGACGAUUUCCAAUCAAGGCCGCGCUACUUCACUUCUGAUAAAGAACGGGGAAGUUUUCUAGAAACGGACUUCUACAAGUCACUCUUGGAGGUAGAACAAUCUGCCGACUAUUCAAACGCGGGAAAUAAUUCAAGGAAUCUAUUUCGAGAAAAAAAGAUACCAGGAAAUACUCUACAUGAUGGUUCACAAAGCGACUUGAUAUUCGAGCCUAAUUUCAUCUUAGCCAAUGGCAUAGAGCUUUAUAAGACAACGCAGGAGCAGGGCUCAUACAUUUUUAAGUUCCCGAAGGCCUUCACGUGUUGUAUCGCAUCGGGUUUCUAUCUAUCACAGAAUGCAACCUUUGCACCGAUGUCAUGGUUGAAAUUCAGUUUUGAGGCAACAAAAUGGACAUCGAAGAUGGGGUUGCUCCCGGGUUUAGAUGUAAAUCAAUUAAUUAUCAACGCUUUAAUAAACUCAGAUAACCCCAAUUUGAAGAAGACAUGCCGCAAUUUAAUAAGUAACUACGUCCAUGAGGAAGCGGACUGCUGCAAAAAAUUAAGGGAGUUGGUUGGCACUGUGGAUGUAGUCUAUAAUAAAUUGGAUUAUAUUUCAGAUAUGAGUUUAGAGCCAACGGGUCUUUCAAAGAUCGUUAUGACAAAUAGUGCAUUGCAACGUGUUUUAUCUCUAAAGGAGUUCCUGAUACUGCUCGAAAGAUCAGAAAAUGGUACUCAUAGUAUAUGUGGCAUCCCAAUACGUGAUGAAGCUGGUAAUCUCAACAUUUGUUUGCAUUUAUAUUUCGAUAGCGCAAGCCUAGAUAUUGCUCUCGAUGGCUUGGAUAGCCCUUCGACUUCUUGUUUGGUUGUCCUCGAUGAAAAUUUUGAGAAGAAGUGGGACGCGUUAAUGACUUCCACUUUUAAGAAUAGAGCCGUGCCAUUAAAUAUAGUACAGUAUUUGCUCUCCCAUACUGAUAGUAAUACCGAGUUUAAUCGAAUGUUGCGCUCUAACUUUGAUGAUUCCUUGCUACUAAUGGAGGAAUGCAGAAAAUUUAUUACAGCUUGCGUGGAUUUUUCCUGUAGUGCUAAGGAUGUCGAUUUCGGUAACGGCUUCAAUUUACACCAAUUGCCGCUCAAGUUCUCUAACAAUAUGGCUAAUAAAUUGGAGAGCUUGUACGAAAGUGUGCAGAGGUGCUCCAUUGAAUUUUCAGAAAAGGCGGCAAUUACCAGACUAUAUCACGUAUCUCGACAGUUUCCUGUUGAUAAUAGCGACAUUAUUGAUGGUAAUAAUUUAGAUUUGCUCAAGGAGCUAUAUCAGAGAUCAUUAACCAUCCCGUUAAAGGUUUCUUAUUGGACUAAGUUGACCAGAAAAAUAUGUAGGCUUGAAUGGUUAUCAGUUUAUGAACAUAUAUUUAUUGAGCGAAAUGAUAUCAAGAAUGAAGAUCCUGCGAAAUAUUCGCUUCCAUUGUUAUAUUCUUACUUCGAAUUUGGCUUGAAAUAUUGUGACUCGGAAGAUAUAGAUAAGAUAAAGAAAGUAAGAGAGUUGAUUUUAAAAUACCAGGAUAUGAUGCAGAAAAUUCGAGUUUUUCUAAAAAAGGACCCACCCUCAAAAAUAGCACUAAGUGAUUUGGAAGACGUUUUAUUAGGUAUAGAAGAAUAUCGCUUACCUAUACAAAGUAGUUUUUUCAGUGAGCUUGAUUGUGUUAUUAGAGAAAUUGAGCAUGCAAAAAGAAUGAACGAUGUGGAUGUUUUUUAUAACACUGAUAAUAUUGAUAGAAUAGACGAACUUAUAAGAAAGAAUGAUCAUAAAUUCAUGAAGUUUGCAAAUCACUUUAAUGGUUCGAGGUUAGAUAAGAGACCACGGGCCAGUGGUAAUCCAGAACCAAUGAGAGCCAAACAGGAGUCAAAAAGUUAUAAAUUAUGGAGUCAGCAUUUGAGUCAGAUCAUGCAAAAGAACGAAUUCACCAAAAUACUACCCUCGGUUUUUAGAUGUUUAGAUAUCGAGUCAGACAAAUACGUUCCUCUGGAAAAUUGUGCCACGCAUCAAACGAAAUAUUGCUUUUGUAGAAGAGUUGAAGAAGGUACUGCCAUGGUCGAAUGCGAAAUAUGUAAGGAGUGGUAUCAUGUGGAUUGCAUUAACGACGGUAAAUGGGUUCCACCUGAUGAUCCAAACGUUUUAUUUGUUUGCUCGAUAUGUGCGCCUCCUCAUAUGACCGUUGAGGACACCAAAGGCCUAAUUUUUGAGUUUGAUGACUUGAAAAGACUCUUAAUAGAAUCUUUAAAACUAAGCAUGAUUCCAGACCCUCCCGUCUUGAAGAAUCUCUUUGAAAUUUUUGCGCUUGCUUUGAAAUUUAAGAGGAAAAUGGAAACGGAGCUACUUACGAAAGGUCAUAUAAAGCAGUCAACCUCUACGCACAAGAUCAAGUAUUAUUUAAGAAAGUUAAGAGGGUCGAAAUGUGGCUUUACUGAUCUGACGGGUCCCUUAAGGAAACAUUGUCAAGUGAGAGAUGCAGAAGCUAUAAAAUGUCUCAGAGAUAAUGGAAGAAUUAUAAUCACAGGAAUUCCAAAUUAA